AUGUCCAUCAUCCAGCAGCACACCGAGGCCUCGCUCAGCGACGCGUGGCGGACCAUCGACAUCGACGCGCUGACCGAGGACAGCUGCGCCAACUUCGACACGGCGACGCUGCGGCCGCCCCAGCCCGAGGUGUCCGAGGCCGAGGCGCGCCAGGUGGCGCAGCAGGUGCGGCAGCUGCUGCGCGGCGGCGACGCCGAGGGCGCGCUGCGCGGCUGCCUCGAGGCGCCCGUCUACGCCGGCGAGCCCGCCGCCCGCGAGGCGCACCUGGGCGCCGUCAUCGAGGUGCUGCAGUCCAUCAAGGCCAGCGACAUGUCGCCCAUGCUCGCGCGCAUCUACGGGUCCGAGGGCGGGAGCGAGCUGCUGGACGUCUUGAUGAAGUACAUAUACAAGGGAAUGGCUGCGUCCUCGUCCAUCAAGGAGGCCAGGACCCCGACAAAGAUGACGCCGCAGCCCACCGGCUUCAGCCAGAUGUCGGGCCGGCCCGGCGCCGCCAACGAGCCCGCGGGCGCCGGCAUGAGCGUCCUCCUCAGCUGGCACGAAAAGGUCAUCGACGUGGCCGGCCUCGGCUGCAUAGGGCGUGUCAUGACCGACUGGAGGAGGGUGUGA
Gaeumannomyces tritici R3-111a-1 is the source of this 606-nucleotide messenger RNA. Its product is annotated as Arp2/3 complex subunit. The record is from RefSeq and is a predicted model, not a curated record. The transcript is spliced from 2 exons. The coding region runs from base 1 to 606 and encodes 201 amino acids. Gene Ontology annotation, cellular component: cytoplasm; Arp2/3 protein complex; actin cytoskeleton. Lineage: Eukaryota; Fungi; Ascomycota; Sordariomycetes; Magnaporthales; Magnaporthaceae. Gene Ontology annotation, biological process: regulation of actin filament polymerization; Arp2/3 complex-mediated actin nucleation. Gene Ontology annotation, molecular function: actin filament binding.